AUGUCUGGCUCCAGGGCCCCUGGCAUCACGGCCCCUGCUUUCGGAACGGCUUCCUUCGCCAGCAGCGCGCAGCGGAACCUGCACAACCUGAAGCGCGACCCGCGCAUCUACCUCAUGUGCGACGUGAGCAGCUGCGCCUGGCUGCUGCGGCAGCUGAACCCGCAGCGCACCAUCCUGGUCGUCGACGAGCCCCCGAUGGGCAGCGACCGCUACCCCUCCGUCCCGGAGGAGAACCCGCUCGCCUGUGCGAUGAUACAGACCAUGCUGACGCCGAUGUACAAGACAGUGUGGAUGUCCGCCACGCUCCCCCGCAUCAACGCGCUGCCCACGCUGGUGACCAACUUCCUGGAGCGCUUCGGCCUUCCCCUGGAGUCGAAGGAGCAGCACGUGCGCGAGUGCUUCAGCACGGAGCUCGACCGCGGAGCGCUGAUGUGCGGCCCCAGCGGCAGGGUCGCGUUCCCCCACAGCAAGUGCAAGACGGCCGCGGAGCUCUCGGCCCUGUGCAACCGCCUGCCGACGGACCCCCUGGUGCUCAAGUCCUACACCGAGCGCGCCCUCGCGAGCCUGCUCGAGCGCUGGCGCCUGCUCGACAAGGAGAGCCCGCCCGGCCGAGGCCCUUAA
Messenger RNA from Prorocentrum cordatum, 621 nucleotides. NCBI's taxonomy places the organism in Eukaryota, Dinophyceae, Prorocentrales, Prorocentraceae. The record is from the annotation of a GenBank genome assembly.